AUGGACUUGGUAAUGCCAGACGAGACUAGCCCAACGGGGAGCGGCAGCGCGCUCCCACCCACACUCACGACAAGACUCCCGCCCCAGACGACAAUGGACACGCCUCUCCCUACCAUCGAGGAUCCCGCCAGCGCCAGCUCGGCCACACCCGCUCCAGAGCCGAAGAAGCCAGAGAUCAUCCUCAUUACUGGCAUCGGUGGCUGUGGCAAGUCUCGGCUGCUCGCCGACCUGCAGGCCCAGCUGGGCCAAGAGGAGUUCACCUAUUUCGAUAUCUCCGAGUAUGAGACGGCCUUGUGGCAGCAUGGGAAUACCAUUCACGACCCCUCAAGCGACGAGCGUAUCGAGAGGCUCGGCCACCAGUAUACCGGUGAGCCUGGCCGCGGCGGUGUCCCCGCGUUCUACACGGCCGAGUUGGUGCGCAUCCGCGACUGUGCGCUCGUCCUGUAUGUGAAUGAGGACCUGCAACUCGUUGCCCAAUACCGUGGCCAGGAUGCUCGGCCGCGCCUCCCCAUCCCCGUGCAGGACCUAUGGGCGUGGUGGAAGAACGACGACCUCGUUGCCAAGACGUUGGCGCACGAGAAUGGGGUGCCCAUUAAGGAGUUGAAGGUCGCAGGCAUGCCAGACUAUGCCCACAGGGUCGGCCUCGUCGCCGCCAACAUCUGCCGGUUCUUUAGCACGACCGAGGAGACCAACCUCGCCGAUGUGCUGUCGCUGGCUGAUCAGAUCGGAGCGUCCCAGCGCUCGAACGGAAGAAUCGUGGUCAUGGACGCUGACCACAUCUUGACAGACCUGAACACCUGGCAGGCUUUGUCUGACGAGAUGGCCCUGUUGCGAGGCGAGCCGCGCCAGCCGCUGGUCAACAGGGACCACGCCCACCCAGUCAUAUUCGACCCGGCCAAGAGAGGCGACUUCGAGGUUCUCCGUCAGCUGUGCUAUCUGGUGAGCAAUAACACUGGUGACGUAUACGCGAUGGCUUGCUACAACAUCGCCCGUCGGAUAGCCGCUCGUCUCCCUCCCGAGUUCGAGCGUUUGUUGUGGCAGAUCAAGUUGCAGGAGAGCUUCCUGGCCGUCUUCCUGACCUCUGGCUCUCAGCUGGUUUGGGAUAUGGUCCUGGAGCUGGUCCUGUCCAAGAAGUCGUACCUGAUGAAUCCCAUGGUCGUCCAUGGGGUCGUUUCUGCCGAGGAGAAGAAGCCCCUCUUUACGCCCGCCGCCAAGGCAGCCUUUGUCAAGAAGCUCCAAGAGGACUACCAGCUGCGCGUGCAUACGUUCGGCAAGGAGCCCCAUGACGUCCCCAUGGUCAACGCUGCCGGUGAGAACGGAUUCAUUGUCCGAAAAGACUGGGAGAAAAGGGCCAUAGACACGGACGUUUCCACUACUCCGGAGCGCCCUCUCGCCAAAGUGCUCAUGCUUCGCACCAAGGAACGAGGACUCAUCAAUGGAUGGCGGCUGCCCAGAACGAUAGACGAUGACGUCGGCGACAUCUACGAAGCGAUCGGCCUGCUAGAAGAUCAGGGCUAG
Cryphonectria parasitica EP155 is the source of this 1518-nucleotide messenger RNA. RefSeq lists its product as uncharacterized. The coding region runs from base 1 to 1518 and encodes 505 amino acids. Lineage: Eukaryota; Fungi; Ascomycota; Sordariomycetes; Diaporthales; Cryphonectriaceae. The transcript is spliced from 2 exons. The record is from RefSeq and is a predicted model, not a curated record.